This is a messenger RNA of Elephantulus edwardii (Cape elephant shrew), 585 nucleotides long. RefSeq names its product achaete-scute family bHLH transcription factor 2 (gene ASCL2). Gene Ontology annotation, cellular component: RNA polymerase II transcription regulator complex. Gene Ontology annotation, biological process: neuron differentiation; positive regulation of transcription by RNA polymerase II; sensory organ development. The transcript has a single exon. The record is from RefSeq and is a predicted model, not a curated record. The coding region runs from base 1 to 585 and encodes 194 amino acids. Gene Ontology annotation, molecular function: DNA-binding transcription factor activity, RNA polymerase II-specific; protein dimerization activity; RNA polymerase II transcription regulatory region sequence-specific DNA binding. Lineage: Eukaryota; Metazoa; Chordata; Mammalia; Macroscelidea; Macroscelididae.
AUGGACGGCGGCGCGUUGUCCCGGCCCGCGCCCCUCGCGACCAGCGUCCCAGGCAACCGCUGCGCUCGGCAGCGGUCCGCGUCCCCUGAGCUGCUGCGCUGCCGCCGCCGGCGGCCAGGCUCGCGAGAGGACACCGGGAGCUGUGCGGCGGCCGUGGCGCGGCGCAACGAGCGCGAGCGCAACCGCGUGAAGCUGGUCAACUUGGGCUUCCAGGCGUUGCGGCAGCACGUGCCGCACGGCGGCGCCAGCAAGAAGCUGAGCAAGGUGGAGACCCUGCGCUCGGCCGUGGAAUACAUCCGCGCGUUGCAGCGCCUGCUGGCCGAGCACGACGCCGUGCGCGCUGCGCUGGCGGGGGGGCUGCUGGCCCCGGUUGCAAGACCUCUCGCGCUCCGUGCGCCGCCGGAGACCCCGGCGGCAGCUGCAGCCUCCCCCUCCGACUCUUCUUCGUCCCCGGGCCGCGGAGGUAGCUCCGAGCCGGGCUCCCCGCGCUCUGCGUGCUCCUCGGACGACAGCGGCUGCGAGGGCGCACUGAGCUCCGCCGAGCGCGAACUGCUGGAAUUCUCCAGCUGGUUAGGGGGCUACUGA